AAAAAAUAUAUUUCACUAAAUUUUAAAUGUGAACAACAUGACGGUAACAGAAAGCGUAAAAUCGAAAUGUAAUGAUAAAAUUUCAUCUGAAGAAGAACAAAAUGCAGCAGGUGAGGAUAAGGAGAGUGAGGCAAACAUGCCAUCAGCAGAAACUACAUCAAAAACGCCGGCCGCAGACAUGGGAUCUACCAAAAUAAAAAGUGAAAUAGCAUCAGUAAAUAGUUCUUCAGCCACAUCGGCCUGUUCUCAGAGCGAUAUGCAAAUAAAAACAGGAGACGUCUAUCUUAUAAAACGCGCUGAUGGAAGUGUACAUCACGCCCAAAUUAUACAGUCACGACCGGGUGAAGCCGCCAGCGCCAAUUCUGCUAGUACUCCUGCAGAGUAUUACGUGCAUUAUGUAGGGCUGAAUCGACGUCUAGAUGAGUGGGUAUCCCGUGAUCGUAUAAAGGAUGCGACAGAUCCAGAUGCAGCAAGUGGAGUAGCGAACUCGGCGGAUAGUGGUGAUGGUAACGGCGGAAAAGCGCUUAAACAACUAAGCAAAGAACAAAUUGCUAGCUUAGAAAAUCCUUUGCCAAUGGAAAAUAGUGAUCGCAAAUUGACGCGCAACCAAAAACGACGGCACGACGAGAUUAAUCAUGUACAGAAAACUUAUGCGGAGAUGGACCCAACAACAGCAGCAUUGGAAAAAGAGCAUGAGGCGAUCACGAAAGUCAAAUACAUUGAUAAGUUGCGUAUCGGACGUUUUGAAAUUGACACUUGGUAUUUCAGCCCCUACCCCGACGAGUAUGGGAAAGUUGGCACUCUGUAUGUUUGUGAGUAUUGUUUAAAAUAUAUGCGUUUCCAAAAAACCUAUCGUUACCACGCAUCCGAAUGUACACAACGACAACCCCCUGGAAAUGAAAUUUAUCGCAAGGGUACUAUUUCGAUAUUUGAAAUUGACGGCAAGGAGCAUAAACUCUACUGUCAAAUGUUGUGCCUAAUGGCGAAGUUGUUUUUGGAUCAUAAAACGUUGUACUACGAUGUAGAGCCCUUUUACUUUUACGUGCUUUGUGAGAUAGACAAACGUGGAGCACAUAUUGUUGGGUACUUUUCCAAAGAAAAAGAAUCUCCGGAAAACAAUAAUGUGGCUUGUAUAUUAAUACUUCCGCCAUACCAGCGUAAGGGGUAUGGCAAGUUACUGAUUGCUUUCAGCUAUGAAUUAUCACGUCGUGAGGGUGUUGUGGGAAGUCCUGAAAAACCGCUUUCUGACCUUGGGCGUCUAAGCUAUCGUAGUUAUUGGGCGUAUACACUACUGGAAUUGAUGAAAGAAUGCCGAACAACCACGCAAAGUAUUAAGGAGUUAAGCGAGUUAAGUGGUAUAACCCAAGACGACAUUAUCUAUACAUUGCAAUCAAUGAAAAUGGUUAAAUACUGGAAAGGACAGCACGUUAUUUGUGUGACACCCAAAACAGUAAUGGAACAUUUGCAGUUGCCGCAAUUCAAGAAACCAAAAUUGACGGUGGAUCCGGCGUACCUACGAUGGGUACCACCAAAAAGAAAUCCAAUUGGAAAUGCUAAAUUUAAGAAGGUUAUGUAACUUUAUUUUAAAAUUAAAUAAUAAUAUUAAGUGUAUUAUAAUAUAGUUUGUAAAAUAAAUUUAACUUAUAUUUUGUUUUUAGCUACUUUUUUUAUAGUGAACAUAAAUAUA
Anastrepha obliqua is the source of this 1687-nucleotide messenger RNA. RefSeq names its product histone acetyltransferase KAT8 (gene mof). Lineage: Eukaryota; Metazoa; Arthropoda; Insecta; Diptera; Tephritidae. The transcript has a single exon. The coding region runs from base 38 to 1576 and encodes 512 amino acids. The record is from RefSeq and is a predicted model, not a curated record. Gene Ontology annotation, molecular function: histone acetyltransferase activity. Gene Ontology annotation, biological process: regulation of DNA-templated transcription.